Molecule: messenger RNA, 1097 nt
Organism: Ceratina calcarata
Lineage: Eukaryota; Metazoa; Arthropoda; Insecta; Hymenoptera; Apidae
Product: upstream stimulatory factor 1
Exons: 4
Coding region: 111-863 (250 amino acids)
Biological process (GO): regulation of transcription by RNA polymerase II
Molecular function (GO): protein dimerization activity; DNA-binding transcription factor activity, RNA polymerase II-specific; RNA polymerase II cis-regulatory region sequence-specific DNA binding
Source: RefSeq, a predicted model, not a curated record
CGUCCCGCGCCUCUCGAACCCUCGCAGUAUCAACGCGUGUAAGUAUCUCUGACCAUCUCUGACGUAGAGAUGAAUUGAAGAGUCGAAGGAGACUCGAUUUAUAAAUUGAAAUGGAAGUUUUAAACCAAUUAAAACGAAUGGAAGAAAGUGUCGACGGGAAUGAAAAUGUUGAUGUGGUUUUAGAAGAGGCAGAGAUAAUCGAAUGCGGCAACGAGAUAGAGGCCGUUAACGAGGAGGAAAAUAUACAAUAUCAGAUCUGCGAAGUGAACAGGAAUGAAAACGCAGUUGCGUAUCGUGUGGUGCAAGUCGGCGAGAGCCAGCAGACCGAUUCUAUAAACACUCCUAUAAACAAUACCGUACAAGUCCUAACAUCGCCCAUAAAUGCCCAAUUUUAUGUCUUAAGUAAUCGUAACGAAGUUGCCACCGAGUCUAAAACGAGGAACGUUGCACCACGCGUUAAACUGCAGAUAGAAAAUCCACAGAGCAUACUUACUAACAUUAAAAAGAGAGACGAGAGGAGGAGAGUGACGCACAACGAGGUCGAGAGACGCCGGAGGGAUAAAAUUAAUAAUUGGAUCUCCAAAUUGGGGAAACUGUUGCCGGAAUGCGAACAAACCCCGACAGUGGAGGGAGACAUGAAGACUAAUUUCGAAUUACAGAGUAAAGGAGGAAUCUUGGCGAGGGCUUGCCAGUACAUCACAGAAUUAAAGGACGUGAAGGAGAGCUUAUCGCAGAGGUUGGAUGAGAACGCGCAGUUAUCAGAGGAAGCGAAGACCCUGAGGCAAGUGGUGAAUCAGCUGAGGAAGGAGAACGCAGAACUAAAGGCUCAGCUGGCGAAACCGCGUUGCAUACUCGGCACCUAAUCGGGAGGGUCAUAAUUCUCUUUAUUUAAAAGCUAGUGUUUGUUGUUAUCUUGUAAAAACGAGAGCUCGUAGGAUACAAAUCUUUUCGUGCAAUGAACUGAUGAUCUAGCAAUUGUAAAAUGUUUAUUUACACGUAUAACUGAAUAUAUAUUUGUAUCGAAAACAAUGGUAAAUCUGUCGGUGUAACUUCAACUGUACAUAUCUUAAAACAAUAUAAACUAUUUAUAUAACGAA